GCCUCGAGCCUCUCAAUCCCCAGCGCACCUACACACGGGCUCACGUUUGCAUCAGCGAGGGUUUUUCAUCAGCGACUUGCUCUUCCUGUUUCCUCCGUGCUUUUCGUCUCUCAGCUCGAGCUCAUCUUUACGCGCAAACGUUAUAUAAGUAGGAGCAUCUGCAACAAUGUCGAACCGUCUUGCGCAGGUCUCUGGACACAUUACGAAUGUGUAUGGGCGUGGGAUGCUUGUGGGUGAGGUUGCUAUUAUCACUGGUGCUGGUCAGGGUAUCGGCCGGAGCGCAGCGCUCCUCUUCGCGAAGGAGGGAGCCAAGGUCGUUGUCAGCGACAUUGACCAGACCAAGGCCGAGGCUGUCGUCGCGGAGAUCAAGAACGCGGGCGGCGAGGCGAUCGCUGUCGCAGGCGAUGUCGGCGCGGACGACUUCCCGAAGAAAAUCGUGGAUGCGACUGUCAGCCAGUACGGCGGGAUCAACCACAUUGUCAACAACGCUGGCUUCACGUACGACAAGAUGCUGCACACGAUGCCCGACGACGCGUACGACAUCAUCAUGAAGAUCCACGUGCGCGCGCCCUUCCGCCUCGUACGCGCCGCCGCUCCUCACCUGCGCACCAAGAGCGAUGCCAACAAGAGCAUCAUCAACGUCUCCUCGACGACGGGCCUGCACGGCAACGUCGGCCAGGCUAAUUACGCAGCGGCCAAGGCCGCCGUCGUCGGUCUCACCAAGACAAUUUGCAAGGAGUGGGGGCCGUACGGUGUACGCGCUAAUACGGUUGCGUUCGGGUUCAUCCACACGCGGCUGACCGCCGACAAGGCCGACGGCGCGGAGAUCGUGAUCGACGGGAAAAAGGUCGCGCUCGGUAUUCCCGGCGCUAACAAGAACCGCUCGGCGGAGACGGUCAACGCUGCGUCUGACAUUCCUUUGCGCCGCGGAGGCACCGCCGACGAGGCUGCUUCUGCUAUGCUCUUCCUGGCGUCGCCGCUUGCGUCGUACAUUAGUGGACACACGCUCGAGGUCACUGGUGGGCGGGGUAUUUGAGUAUGUACCCUGCAUGUAUACUUGAAGUUUGUUGCGCAUCGAUGUUGUUCCUUCCCUAUGGCCACGAAUAGGACGGUAUCAAUCUCUGGGGUGUGUUGCUUUGUUCCAUCUUCUCGGCGAUCAAAUCGUCCAGUCGCGAAUGCAUGUGAGGAAAGGU
Molecule: messenger RNA, 1193 nt
Organism: Coniophora puteana RWD-64-598 SS2
Lineage: Eukaryota; Fungi; Basidiomycota; Agaricomycetes; Boletales; Coniophoraceae
Product: NAD(P)-binding protein
Exons: 9
Coding region: 167-1036 (289 amino acids)
Molecular function (GO): oxidoreductase activity, acting on the CH-OH group of donors, NAD or NADP as acceptor
Source: RefSeq, a predicted model, not a curated record